GGGAUGUGUCUAAACGAGGAAAAGGAGUCCGGAGUCUUGGGGGCAUACUUAAGGUUGGACUAACUACACAAUAGUGUCCCUUCCCUUGGCAUGAUGUGCUCGCGAUGACUACACAGUACACAGUGAAUCAGCAGCCUCUGUCACUGAAACCAUGUUUCGACCGAGAAUCUGGGUCACUACUUGGCGGGAUUCUCCCCGAACGUUAGGUCGUUGACCGUGAUGUCGGCCAAUUACAAAUGAUAACGACCCGGCAAAGGAGCUAAGCUGGCUGGAGGAGUGCGACAGACUGGAGUGGAUUUUGCAGCGACGGGACCCUGACCCAGGAACGCCAUUUCGUACUUGGAAGCCGAACAAGAAAAGAAAGGUAAGUCGAGAACAAACCGGAAAGCAAGAACAAUGUUCUCGAGGAUGGAAGGAUCCAAAUAUGGAGUUCACCGUGCUCUCAUUGGCAGAACCAUGCAGAGAGUCUGCAGCAGAAGCGAAACCGCUCAAGGUGUGAGGGGAUUGAAUCGUGUGUCGAAGGAUCAAAGAGGUGAGAAGAAGGGAUGGAUACUGUGUAAGUCUCGAGGAGAUGAUAAGAAUACGGGAACAACGGCCCGGUCUGGGUGAGCGCCCGCUUGAGGUGCGAGCACGUUUACUAUUGCUUGAUCUGCCAAGUUGAGCUUGAAACAAUUUACCUUCCUACACCAGUAAGUCUGUUACGGUGUGAAAGCUUUUUAAUCCACAGCAGAUUGACUCCCAAGCGGUGCGUAAUCUUCGAAAACAAAAUUGUCUUUGGUGUGGGGGAUACGUACUGUUCAUGGCGUGCUGGGGGAGCACCAUAACGCAAUUGAGAGGCGCCACCAUGUCGACACUCACCUCCAUGCCUCCUACGUCCCUCGACGAAUGAAAUUGGCUUCCUCGCCACGAUCAACAGUUACAAUCCUCAGACAGAUUUACUUAUUAGAACACUGGUCACGGAAAGUCACCGGAAUGGUCGACAUUGCCACAUGCGCAGAUGUGCGCUGCACUUGGACUGUGGGUAUAGGCAUGCGCGGUAUAAGUACUUCGAGAAUGGACCGGCAAAAAACAAAACCUUCACAUCUCACGCCUUGCUACACUUAAGUUUGCUCGUCUUACACAAUGGCUGUUGAACUCUUGACGCAGGCCGACGGCUAUGGCAUCAUUAUUGGCCUGUCGGUAUUGUUCUGCCUCAUUAUCCUAGUGGCAGUGCGCAUCCAGAAGAGGUAUCUUUCUGAAGACAGCGACCAAUCGGAGAUGUUCAUGGUUGCCAACCGUUCUGUCGGAACCGGAUUGACCGCCUCUGCAGUGUUCUCGAGCUGGAUGUGGAUCAAUGAAUCUGUCUUCUCGGCCGCCUAUACCUAUAAAUGGGGUAUCGCGCUACCCAUUUGGUGGGCAAGUGGUCUGUCUUUCCAGAUUGCUCUCAUGGCUGUGCUAGGUAUCGUGGCGAAGCUGCGUGUCCCUUAUGCACAUACCUCGCUUGAGAUCAUCAGAAUGAGAUAUGGCAACUAUGCACAUUGGUUGUUCAUCCUGCUGAACCUGGUCAACAACAUCUUUGGCUGCGGCAGCAUGAUUCUCGCCGGGUCUCAACUGGUGACUGGCAUGACCGGCAUGCACGUUAUAGCUGCAGCCAUUUUGAUCCCUGCAGGAGUCGUCACCUACACUGCCGUGGGAGGGCUUAAGGCGACAUUCCUGACAGACUUCCUGCACACCACCAUCGCCCUGAUUCUGUUGAUCUACUUCUCCCUUGCAGUCCUGACGAAUGAGCACAUUGGUGGUUUGUCAGGCUUGUACGAGAAAGUCAAAGCCACAAAUGACUACAUUGAUGGGAACUACAAAGGCUCCUUGUUGACUAUGAAGUCGAAGAGAUCACUCAUGUUCGGUCUCGUGCUGAAGUUCGGAAAUUUGGCCCUUGUGCUCAUGGACACGGCUUUCUGGCAAAAGUCGUUCGCUUCCGAAGUGCACUCGACUGUGCCGGCAUACGAUCUUGUGUCGAUCGUCAUCCUUGCCAUACCAUGGUGCACUGGCACCAUCAUCGGCCUCAGCGCACGCGCAAUCGAAAAGACUCCUGUCUGGUUCGACUAUCCCAACACCUUGACAACGACUCAAGUCAACUCCGGCCUGGUCAUGCCAUACGUGCUAAGGUCCCUGCUGGGCAAGGGUGCCACCACCGGUCUGCUAGUGCUGAUCUUCAUGGCCAUCACCAGCACCGUGUCUUCUUCCAUGAUCGCAGUCAGCAGUAUCAUCUCUCUGGAUUUCUUUCGCACCUACAUCGACCCCCGUGCGUCAGACCGCAAGAUUCUCAAGGUGAGCCACUGGGGCGUUGUCUUCCACGGGUGCUUCAUGGCCGGUUUCGCCAUCAUGCUUGAGUACGCCGGCGCCACAAACAACUGGUCCACUUACUUCCGGCCCAUCGUCGCAUGUCCUGGAAUCCUGCCCAUGAUCCUGACACUUUUCUGGUCUCGGCAAACGAAGCUGGCCGCCAUUCUCUCUCCUAUUCUUGGUCUUUGCUCAGGCAUCGCGACCUGGCUAUCCUUGUCAUGGGCAUGGUCUGGUGCGAUCAACAUCCAGACCACCCAGGACCAGGUCCCAGGUCUGUACGCUGCCAUUGUCUCGUUCUUUUCACCAGCACUUUACUCCGUCAUCAUCUCCCUAGCUUGGCCAAGCAGGUUCGACUGGCGCGAAUUCUUGAGGAUUGACCUGAUCGAGGACAAGAGCCAGCCGAAUAGCUCUCUUCAGUCCAAAGACCCGAGCAGCGAGGCCGUCAAUGAGCCUGUCAAGACACCGCAAGAAAAAGAAGCUUAUGUCACAGGUGGAGUGGAGAACGGCUCCGUAAAGAGUCCACAACGCACUCUAGUGAAUGGUCAAAUCCCUCUCGAUGAGGUGCAUCAUCCGUUUGACGAACAGACUAUUCGCCAUAUCAAGAAAUGGUUCAAGAUUGCGUCCAUCUUCUUCGUCGUCAACGUCCUGGUUACCAUUGUUCUUUGGCCUUUGCCGCUAUAUCGCGACUAUAUCUUCACCAAGAGUUUUUUCGGCGGCUGGGUCACUAUGGCAAUCAUCUGGCAUUUCGGCGCCAUGUUUGCUGUUAUUGUAUACCCGAUCUACGACGGACGACAUGAGAUCAUUCGAGGUGUUCGUGGUCUUGUGAAAGAUCUGAAGGGAAGGAGAUGAGGCUGUGGUAUGGCAUUGCCACGGUUUCCUAGACAUGCUAGAGCGAUAGAUACUGAAUCAAAGGUACCUAGAUGAUAGAUACCAUAUUAUAGAUACUAGAAAGGCUAGAUGCUCGAUCAUGGGUGCUAGAAGGAUAGACACUAAAGCGAUACUCUUUUGAUUUUGCUCGAUAACAGUGUCUAUGACUUACAAAACAACGUCGGUCAGAGCAGCAUUGGUCGUGAGCAGAUCCAAUUCUGAAAUUGAUAAAUGUGCUGCAACAAUUGGGAAGUGAUCCUCUUGAUGGUUUAUAUUACGCCACAAGUUGAUGUCCCAUCCUGUUCAAACGCACAACAUGACUGAAAGUCAGAUCCUAUCGUCUCUAAGCGAGUUAUAUCAUAUCUUUGCACGCCACUUUCACAGCCUCGAAAGUCCAGCAUGAUGCAAUUUUGUCUUCAAUUUGAGCUUCAACUUCACACUCGGUCGCAGCUAUAGCCGGAACGCCAUGUCGUCCUGUCAAGAAAUUCCAUCACCAACACCAGCACCAGCCAUACAUGGGUGAGCCCACGCCAUCCAGUGUGUACUUAGUCUUGCACCGGCCAUCAGAUUGAAGAUCAAGGACUCUGCUCGCCGUCGAAGGAACCUCUUCGCCCACUCACUAUUGCAGCCAAAGAGGUGGAAUAUCUAGUUCAAUUCACUGCACGAUCGCAGUUAUUUCUGAAAGCAUACCUUAUUCUUCGAAGUACACCUUCUGCGGACUGUGAUAGAGUCGUCUUCAUCUUGUGAUCCAAUUCAACUUGCACAUAUUAUGUCAGCGCACAUGACAACGAUAUCCAAACCACGUGAUAUAGUCCACGUGACUCAAUUGCUUAUCUAAUGCAGGC
Messenger RNA from Exophiala dermatitidis NIH/UT8656, 4034 nucleotides. Its product is annotated as SSS family solute:Na+ symporter. Lineage: Eukaryota; Fungi; Ascomycota; Eurotiomycetes; Chaetothyriales; Herpotrichiellaceae. The coding region runs from base 1123 to 3171 and encodes 682 amino acids. Gene Ontology annotation, biological process: urea transmembrane transport. Gene Ontology annotation, molecular function: urea transmembrane transporter activity. Gene Ontology annotation, cellular component: plasma membrane. The transcript has 4 exons. The record is from RefSeq and is a predicted model, not a curated record.